GCGGGGAAGUUACGGCCAUGCUGGCGGCGGCGGCGAGGGGCCUGAUCCUGGCAGGGGCCUCCCUGGGGGUCCCUCUCGUGCGCAGGGGGCUCCGCCUCUCGGCCCCCCUGGAAACGUGCAUCGUGGAGCGUUGGUGGAAGAUACCUUUGAGCAAGGUGGGCAGGGAGCCUCGGAUCAAGCACCGCCGGUAUAAGGUCUACCGCUUGUUGGAGGACACCAAACACAAGCCCAAAGAACCCCUGGAGCUCAUCCUCACCCAAACCGUAGACGAUGUGGGAAGCCGAGGCGACACAGUCCUGGUGCCCAAAUCUUUUGGCCGCAGCCGUCUCCUCAACCAGAACAAAGCCGUCUACGCCUCUCCAGAAAACAAGAAGAUAUUUGAGGAGGAAAACCGGUUACGCCAGGAAGGGAAACUGCCGAGGCUCCAGACCCACACAGGCGAAAAGACUGUCCGGUUUCUGCGCAAGUGCACCCUGGAAGUCGGAGUGAACGACUGCGAGCAGUUUGAGCUGACCCACCAGAUCGUGGCACGGCACUUCCUGCGAAACCUCGGGGUCAUGGUUCUGCCGCAUACCUUGAAGCUUCCGGACGAGCCCAUCACGGAAUUGGGGGAAUAUUGGUGCGAAGUUACGGUGAACGACCUCGACACCGUCCGAGUCCCUCUUUCCGUGGUGCGCUCUGCAGAACCCAAGCCCGAAAGCUACAGGGUCUGGCUGGCUCAGCCGGAAGACGCCCCUCAGCAUUAGCACCAAAGUCCGCCCCACCCCAGGAGGAGAAGGGAGCAGGGGGUGCUCUCAAAACAAGCGAUGAAAACUGGGGGGCAACCAGCUUGCCUGUGCAGCUCAGGAGAUCCAGGGACCUUCUUCAGAUCGGGUUUGGACAAAAUCUUCAUCAGAUUGGUGGUUUUUUUGGGGGGGUACUCCUGUCCUAAACGUUCAAAGGCAUCUCUGACGGACAGGUUUCUCUCGAGUAAGAGGAUCACGCCAACUAGCAUUCCAUGAUUUCUCUCCUCUCCUGAGGAACAACAGAAUGUCGAGUCUCUUACGAAUAAAAACAUUUCAAAAUCAGAAA
This is a messenger RNA of Lacerta agilis (Sand lizard), 1071 nucleotides long. It is a transcript of the gene MRPL9, whose product is annotated as mitochondrial ribosomal protein L9. Lineage: Eukaryota; Metazoa; Chordata; Lepidosauria; Squamata; Lacertidae. The transcript has 7 exons. Gene Ontology annotation, cellular component: ribosome; mitochondrion. Gene Ontology annotation, molecular function: structural constituent of ribosome. The record is from RefSeq and is a predicted model, not a curated record. Gene Ontology annotation, biological process: translation. The coding region runs from base 18 to 746 and encodes 242 amino acids.